GGCCAUGUAGACUACACCUCUGGCACUACACUGAAAGCACAUCCAUUGGAGUGGUCCUACUAGCACUAGCACGAUGCCAUCAACUAUCCAGCGCGGGACACAAGGCCUAGUAUAGGUGGACCAACACUCUGAAACCAGACUCAGAGAAAAGCUCUCAACGAAUUGUGUGACUCUGGUUUCACUCCAGUGUCUGCUGUGUCAGCAAGUACCGUUCAGCUCAGGGAAUUUGACUCUAAUUUGACUCUUGAAGUGUUGUCCCCAUGCACACUGACUGGGGGAUUAGACCUGGCCUUGCAUAUAUAGCCUUGCGUGGGUAAGACUUCACAUAACCUGUUUUGAUGUAUGCAACUGCUUGAGGCUCAAACCCCGGCCAGUGUUGACUAGGGGAAUGGGGAUUUGAAGACAGAAUCCUCCCCCACCAUGGGGAAGCUUGACUUGGGGUAUGGUCAACUCCCUCAUGUUAGCCCGACCCCUCCUGGGGGGCAUCACAUUGUUUCAACACACACGUGUAGAGGAGCUGUGUCAGAAUAAUGUCUUCACAAGGGAACACAUUCACAAGGCCUGUGUGGAGCAUACAUUUCAACCACAUCAGACGAUAGUGACAGCGACUGCCGCUCAGUUGAGUAGUGAGUGCUCGGAUGAAGCUCUUCUUCAGUUGUCUACCGAGAUUGCUGGCUAUGACAGAUACAAACUCAGGCUGGGCCUCAGUGAUGCUAAGAUUGACGCUAUCGAUAAAUGUCCUUCCAUGGUUGAUAAUAUCCCAGGAAAAUUUCUCGCUGCUCUGAAGAUAUGGAAGAGUAAAAGUAUUCUCGAAAUGUAUCCAUUGAAUUCAACAGCUACUUACAGUCGAUUAGUAGAAAUAGCUACAAAGAUUGAGGAUGGAGAGGCAGUUCGCAGCAUUCACAAGGCCUGUGUGGAGCAUACAUGACUGGAGGUCAUGGAUCAGUCAACACCAUCAUACACUACCAACACUUAGACACUUAGGACAAUAUGGCCUGGAUUUAUCUAUUUUAAGUUUGUUUGUUAUUUAUUUUGUGUGUGCAAUUCCUGUAGACAUCCUUUCCAUUGUAGUUGGUAUGGGAUCACUUCAGUUGCAGCGUCUUGUUAGAGUUAGUGUCUUUACGGAAAGCAAUAAUUACGACCA
Halichondria panicea is the source of this 1144-nucleotide messenger RNA. RefSeq lists its product as uncharacterized. NCBI's taxonomy places the organism in Eukaryota, Metazoa, Porifera, Demospongiae, Suberitida, Halichondriidae. The coding region runs from base 443 to 928 and encodes 161 amino acids. The record is from RefSeq and is a predicted model, not a curated record. The transcript has 6 exons.